GAUCAGCGAAGUGCAGGGUUAUUACAAGCUCAGCGUCUCUUUUCUGGGCUCCAGCCGAGCCUACUAUUUUCCGAGCUUUGUGAGCCUAACGGAGCAGUAGUCUCCCUCUCUUCGCAUUUCCCCCUAGGCCCCCAGGAGGAGCGCUAGAUGUGCAAUCAAACUUAGAAUCGGACGCGCUAUUGAUAGUCCUAUCAGAAUCCGACUUAGAAGCGCGACUAAUAGUCUGACCACAGCCAUGGCUGCAGAAGGGCCGUCGAUGGCUGCAGAGCCAGCAGCGGAAGGAGCGGCGGGAGGAACGGCGACAGGAACAGAGGAAGCGGGUGUUAUCUUCGUCCUUGAGAAAGCGUCGCUAGAAGUCGCCAAAGUCGGAAAGACGUACGUGCUGCUCAACUGCGACGACCACGCCAACUUUCUUCGCAAGCACGGCAAGGAUCCCGCGCUCUUCCGCCCGGACAUCUGCCACCAGGCGCUCCUAGCAAUCCUGGACAGCCCAGUGAAUAAGGCAGGACGCCUCAAAGCCCUAUACGUGGCCACCAACCGCAACACGCUCAUUCAAGUCAACCCCCACAUCCGCAUCCCCCGCACCUUCCGACGCUUCUGCGGGCUCAUGGUUCAACUACUUCAGAAGCUGUCCAUCCGCGCUACAAACGGGCCUGAUAAGCUCCUGAAGGUCAUCAAGCACCCUGUGACCAAGUACCUGCCCCCAGGGUGCAGACGAAUAGGCUUGGAGUACAGUGCACAGAAGGUGGUUCACUUGCGGCAGUUCUUGAAGACAACCAAGUUGGAAACACUUGUGUUUGUGGUGGGGGCCAUGGCCAGUGGUGACAUCACCAGUGACUACGUGGAUGAGAUGAUCGCUGUCUCCGAGUAUCCACUGAGUGCAGCCACGUGCUUAUCCCGCCUCUGUACAACAUUAGAGCUGAAGUGGGGCAUUUUAUAAUGUGUACAAACUCUAGAGCUAGAGGGGUAUUUUAUAAUGUGUACAAACUCUAGAGCUAGAGGGGCAUUUUGUAAUGUGUACAAACUCUAGAGUUAGAAGGGCAUUUUAUAAUGUGUACAAACUCUAGAGCUAAAGAGGGCCAUUUUAUAGUGUGUA
Molecule: messenger RNA, 1096 nt
Organism: Closterium sp. NIES-67
Lineage: Eukaryota; Viridiplantae; Streptophyta; Zygnematophyceae; Desmidiales; Closteriaceae
Source: the annotation of a GenBank genome assembly